UUCAAAGAAUAUGAAUUGACAAUGUUCAAACGAUAUAUCGACGCAUUCACUCUCAGCUGUGCCCGGACAUGUACUUGUUGACGUGAAUGCGGUUAAACAUCCAAUAUCAGAUACGGAUGCAUCACGGUUGUGGAACAUUCGUCGCAUCGUACAUCCAUCACAUCGCCAACAUUCCUCAUCUAUAAUGUUUCAUUUCCUUCGCACAUCUGCAGGGCCUCCAGUCCAGGCUCCAGUCGAGGCUCCAUCGGCUCCACAGGCCAUGAUCCAGACCACUUCAUCGUCGCCGACGACGACCACGUCCAUCUUCCUGCCGUCCGAGGAGGGUACACACGCGGCUGGGCCAGGUGACUCCGGUGCAGGUCCAUUGGAUGUUUCUGCCGAGGCGGAAUUGCUGCGACUGGAGGAACUGCACCGUCAGCUACUGGAAGAACAAAGGGAACUAAAGAAGGAAAGCCGGCGACUGAAAUACUUAUCAAAAACUGGGAAAAAGUUAAUGGUUGACGCUUCCACCAACACCCCUUAGAUCUGCGGAGGCAUGUAACUUUGACUGAGGUAGCGACACAGGUGUGGACACAGUCACGGGAUACGUAUCAUGACUCCACCGGGAUAUAACAGCGUCUUAAUCCACUAUCAUCCGUACCCAAAUCUCACAAUUCUUUUGUAAAUACUAAUGAAUUGUAUAUGUUGUCCAGAACGUGAUUUGGUGGUUAUGAUUUGACAUGUAGAAAACGUUUACACCAACCAAGAUUUAAUUACAUUUAUAUCAAAGCUAGUGAAACCUAGCUUUGAGAUGUGUUGUGUGGAAGGUAUUCAUGCCAAAUCAUAUGUAUAUGUUGCUUUCAUAUAUAUAAUAUCUAAUGUGCCAAAACACAUUACAGAGCGUGGAUUAAAGAGUUAAGGGA
This is a messenger RNA of Haliotis rubra (blacklip abalone), 902 nucleotides long. RefSeq lists its product as uncharacterized. The coding region runs from base 185 to 523 and encodes 112 amino acids. NCBI's taxonomy places the organism in Eukaryota, Metazoa, Mollusca, Gastropoda, Lepetellida, Haliotidae. The record is from RefSeq and is a predicted model, not a curated record. The transcript has 2 exons.